This is a messenger RNA of Hyalella azteca, 1729 nucleotides long. Its product is annotated as CTP synthase 1. The coding region runs from base 1 to 1308 and encodes 435 amino acids. Gene Ontology annotation, biological process: pyrimidine nucleobase biosynthetic process; CTP biosynthetic process. The transcript has 8 exons. NCBI's taxonomy places the organism in Eukaryota, Metazoa, Arthropoda, Malacostraca, Amphipoda, Hyalellidae. Gene Ontology annotation, cellular component: cytoplasm; cytoophidium. The record is from RefSeq and is a predicted model, not a curated record. Gene Ontology annotation, molecular function: identical protein binding; CTP synthase activity.
AUGACGACACACAACUCUGGAGUCUGGACGGUGAUCUGCCUUCAUGAUGCCCGCAGCAUCUAUGAGGUUCCUCUGAUGCUUGAGGAGCAAAAGCUUUCUGCUCUUCUCAUUUCACGCCUGAACCUCGGCUUGCCUUUAGUUCGCCCCCGAGGGUUCAUGAAGAAGUGGAAGCAGUUGGUUUCAAGACAAGAGAACCUCCGGCAAGAUGUGAGCAUCGCACUUGUUGGAAAAUACACCCAACUAUCAGAUGCCUAUGCUUCAGUCAUUAAGGCACUGGACCACGCAGCUCUCGCCUGCCAACGCCGACUUCGUCUAGUUUGCAUCGAGGCUGAAGAUUUGGAAGAUUCUGCCAAGACUGAACGGCCUGUCAAAUACCACGAAGCCUGGCAAAAUGUUUGCAAGAGCCAUGGGCUGCUUGUGCCGGGUGGGUUCGGCAAGCGUGGCUUGGAGGGCAAAGUGUUGGUGUGUCGGUGGGCUCGCCUCAACAAGAAGCCUUUCCUCGGAAUAUGCCUUGGACUUCAAGCUGCCGUAAUUGAGUUCGCUCGAAAUGUCCUGAACAUGGAAGGAGCUACCAGCCAAGAAGUUGCUGACGAAGACAGUAGUGGACCUUAUGCCAUUAUCGAAAUGCUGGAACACAAUCCUGGCCAGAUGGGAGGCACCAUGAGGCUGGGCACAAAGAAGACCAUUUUUGUUACCCAAAAGUCCAAACUGAGGCAACUUUAUGGCAACGUCGACUUUGUAAAAGAACGACACCGACAUAGGUAUGAAGUUGACCCUCGGCUGGUCCGCGCUCUGGAAGAUGCUGGUCUACAUUUUGUCGGCCAGGACGAAGAGAGGGAAAGAAUGGAAAUACUGGAACUGGAAGACCAUCCGUACUAUGUGGGAUGUCAGUACCAUCCUGAAUAUCUUACCAGGCCUUUAAAAGCGUCCCCUCCUUUCCUUGGCCUCAUAUUAGCCUCGAUUGGUAAACUGGACAACUACCUUAGGCGAGAGUGCCGCAUGUCUCCCACAGAUUCUCCUGAUUCAACAGAUGACGAGUCUCAAAUGCCCCUGUACGCCCGUCGAGAUCUGCGUGUGCCUCCAGUGCAAGGACGCACCCCGUCCUCCGUGGAGGCCCAGCUCACCAAUCCUGAUGACAACGGGGACUUGCGCUUCCCCUUGCUGCCUGAUACAGAGGAUCUUGAAUAUACCAAUGCAGCAAUUAUUUCAGCUGCGAGCAGGAUGGAUGCUUUGAGUGUGUCAAGGCACAAUGGAGCAUGCAGUGCAAGCUCCACAUCUGAGGGAUCUGAGAGCGAGCUAACUCGAUAACUUUUUUCUAUUCAUUAUCUACUCAAAUUCUGCAGCUUAUUAGGCUUGAAAGAUCUCAUCAGUGCCAAUCUAAGUGCUAGGAACAAGGGUACAGCUGGCUGCCCUUGGCUUUAACAAAUUUUCAUUUUUAACCCUUUCAUGACUGACGGGACUUCUCUGUCCUCAACCACUAGGUACGAAUAGCAUUGACGCCGGUAACCGUAUGCGAGACCUUAGGGUUAAGGGUUACUUUCAUUCUGAGUUUCGGGUUAUCCCGGUGUGGCCCGUAAUAUAUAAUCCUGCAGUUUUUAAAUUUUGUUAUCUUGAAUCCCGCCAAACCUGUUUUCCCCAAUCCCAUCAACAAUUGUGAAGUUUUUGUUUGUUGAUUGUUUGUUGAACACGAAUUUUACUUGGAACAUUGAACUACCUUUUGAUUCUUGUU